CAAUGGAGAGCAGACGAGCAGCAACUAGAGGGAGUACUGUGCUCCAAUGAAGAUUUUUUUUUUUUUUUUUUUUUUUCAGUUACUUUUUUUUUUCGGCUUUCUGUAAUGUUCUUUGUUUAAAGGAGUAGCCCAUGUUUACAAUUCAUUUGGAGAUUAUGGGAUCUCUGAGGUGACAGUAGAAAUCCCUGUGUACAUCGGGGUGUAGCCAAAGGAAUCAAGACCGAUGGGAGGAGGGUCGGUUGGGAAAUUUCUGAAGCUGAGCCGACUUCCUAAAGUAAACUGAAAAGGACUGGAUCAUUUUGUCUCUCUGGCAUUAUGAUUCUGGCUACAGUGGAAUGCAAGUUGUGAGGUUGGUGUUGUGAAUCCAACAUGGAGGUGAAGAAGGAUGGAGGAGGGCCGUGGUCUUCUUCAGGAGCAUCUUCUGCUCCGUCCCACCAUGCCUGCUACAGAAGCACCCUCAUAGCUUUCUUUUUCUUCUUCCUCGUUAUCGGGGUCUUUGUAGGCCUGCUUCUUGCGUAUUUGGUGCAGGAGCAGCAUUAUUUUAUGGAGACAGUGGAGCUGAGAGGUCUGAAGUAUGAUCCUGUUCUGCAGGAUGAGAACUCUGGUUACUCCAUAGUACUAUCUUCAGUUUUAAAGUCCAAGAUUAAAAAUGCCCUAACUGCCUCAUCAAUAUCACAACACUACGUUGAUUGCAGUAUUGUUGCCUAUGGUAACAUUAAUGGUGAUGUGAUGGCAACAUUCAGACUGGUCUUCAGGGUGUCUAAGGUCCAGCAGUAUUCAGACAACUUUGUUCAGGACUUGCUGAGAACAGGGCUCAGCUCAGCAAUGCACGGGAAACCACUAGAGGUGCCAGAUUUUGGAGAGAUCAACACUAUCGUCUUACUGGGAGCCAGCGGGAAGUCAUUUUAUGCUAUUGGAGAUGAGAUGAUUGCCAAGUGUCCUGACAACACCUUCACAUGUGACAACGGAGAAUGUGUCACUAAACUGAAUCCAGAGUGCGACUUCAUCACCGACUGUGCAGACGGAUCUGAUGAAGCUCGUUGUGCCUGUGGUACACGUCCUGCUAUGGGGACCCGGGUGGUGGGUGGUCAGGAUGCUCGGAGAGGGGAGCUGCCAUGGCAGGUCAGUCUAAGGCUCCAUGGACGUCACACCUGUGGAGCCUCCAUCAUCAAUGAACGCUGGUUGGUCAGUGCGGCACACUGCUUUGAGAGGGACAAUAACCCCAGAGAGUGGACAGCCAUGGUAGGCGCCACACAGGUGAGCGGUGAGGAGUUCACGUCCAAAACCGUUAACAUCAAGUCGCUGACUGUGUCUCCACACUACAACCCCAUGACCACUGACAAUGAUGUCACUGUGCUGGAGCUGGAGACUCCUCUCACCUUCAACUCUUACAUCCAGCCUGUCUGCCUGCCCUCCCAAUCUCAUGUCUUUGCCCCUGGACACAGCUGUGUGGUGUCAGGAUGGGGAGCCCUGAACCAGUUUAAUGCUGAGGUGCCUCCAACACUGCAGAAGGCAGUGGUAAAAAUAAUCGACUCCAAGGUGUGCAAUAAAUCGUCUGUGUACAGAGGUACUGUUACUCACAACAUGAUGUGUGCUGGAUUCCUGCAGGGCAAGGUGGACUCGUGUCAGGGUGACUCUGGAGGGCCUCUGGUUUGUGAGGGGGCCCCAGGGAGAUUCUUUCUGGCUGGUGUGGUGAGUUGGGGUGUGGGCUGUGCCCAGAUCAACAGACCUGGGGUUUAUUCCCGCGUCACCAGGCUUCGCAACUGGAUUCUAAGCCACACAAAUCCCACCUUGGUCCAUGAUUACACCCAGUUUGUUCCCACUGUGCCAGUUAGCUUGACAGGAGGAAACUUAAAUCAUCCACCAGUACCCAAGACCACAGCUAUGCAUGUAAUAUCUGCACCAAUAAUACCUGUCUUAAAUUGCAGUGGAAACUUCCAGUGUAGCACCACCUCCUGCAUCACCAAGAUCAACCCAGAGUGUGAUGGAGUCCAAGACUGCCCCAACCGGGCAGACGAAGUAAACUGCGACUGUGGUGUACGUCCUGCGUUGGGGUCACAAAGGAUUGUGGGUGGAGUAACGGCUCGAAGGGGGGAGUGGCCUUGGAUUGGCAGUCUCCAGUACCAAAGACUUCACCGAUGUGGCGCCACGCUCAUUCAUAACAAAUGGUUAAUCACAGCGGCACACUGCUUCAAAAGUGAUCCGAGCCCCACUAACUGGGCCGUGAGUCUGGGAUCUGUGCUGCGUUCUGGUGUUGGAGCCCUGGUCAUCCCUAUCCAGAGGGUCAUCAUCCACCCAGCCUUUAAUGGCACUAGCAUGGAUCAUGACGUGGCUCUUUUGGAGAUGAUGGUCCCAGUUCCCAUGUCAUUCACGAUCCAGUCUGUCUGUCUCCCCUCGCCGGUACACCGCUUCCUAAAGACUGCAGAGUGCUACAUCACGGGCUGGGGAUCCAUGAGGGAAGGAGGUUCAUUGACCAACCUGCUGCAGAAAGCUGCAGUGAACAUUAUUGAUGAUGCCGACUGCCAGCAGUCGUAUGGAAACGUGUUGACCCCAAGCAUGAUGUGUGCUGGUUACAUGGAAGGAGGCAGAGACACCUGUUUGGGAGACUCUGGUGGGCCGCUGACCUGCCGUCAUCUCUCCGGCCAAUGGUUUAUUGCUGGAGUGACAAGCUGGGGACAUGGAUGUGGGCGAAUUGGUUAUCCAGGGGUUUACACUCGUGUGACGACCAUCAGAAAAUGGAUAUCUGCAUAUCUGCCUUUCUGAAGAAGCAAACAAUGAGAUAAACCUGCAAAAAGAUGACUACACGGACACAAUGGAUUUUUGCUGAUACAUCUUCUCCAUAAAAGUGUACUGUACAAGGACUAUAAAGUAAUGCUAAAAGCCAAAUACUCAUACUCACACACUGUUUCCACAGUAUUGACCUAAUGGUCAUGGGUGCUGUUUGUAAUAUUGUGCAAUCAUCUGAACUGGGACUAUCCCCUUUCAUAAUGUACUGGAGAAAUGAGAACACUGAACAGUGGCUUAUGGACAUUCUUCUAGUACACGCAUGAUUGAAAGUAUUUAUUUCAGUUAUUUAUUUUCUUGACCGGUAAACAUACUGUAUUACUGUACAUGGUGUUGUGUUUUUUGUUUGUUUUUUUGUUUUCAUUUUGUGUGGGGUUCAGAAUAUAUGUGGUUCAUUUAUGGGUACAUUUGCUUUUUGUGUAUCUAUUCUUAGAAAAUAAGGCAAAGAUGCAGUGUAAUAAUUGUUAAUGAAAGUUGGGUUUUCUGGGAAAAAAUAUACAAGCUCUGUAUGAAAAAGUGGUUUUUGAAUCAGCUUUAGAAAGAACUUGAGUUUGAUAAAGGCAACUCCUGGUGAUGAGAAACACGAAA
This is a messenger RNA of Larimichthys crocea (large yellow croaker), 3372 nucleotides long. RefSeq names its product transmembrane serine protease 9 (gene tmprss9). The transcript has 16 exons. Gene Ontology annotation, molecular function: protein binding; serine-type endopeptidase activity. NCBI's taxonomy places the organism in Eukaryota, Metazoa, Chordata, Actinopteri, Sciaenidae. Gene Ontology annotation, biological process: proteolysis. Bases 370 to 2763 code for a protein of 797 amino acids. The record is from RefSeq and is a predicted model, not a curated record.